AUGGGCAAGUCUCAGUCAAAGCUCUCCCCCUCCCAGCUCGACGAGCUCCAGAAGGCAACCCAUUUUGAUAAGAAGGAGCUGCAACAAUGGUAUAAAGGUUUCCUCAAGGACUGCCCCUCAGGGACUCUGACCAAGGAGGAGUUUCAGAAGAUCUACCGACAGUUCUUUCCCUUCGGCGAUCCGUCCUCAUUUGCAAAUUAUGUAUUUCGCGUAUUCGAUUCGGAUAAUAGUGGCAUGAUUGAUUUUAAGGAGUUCAUCUGUGCGCUGUCGGUCACGUCGCGGGGCAAGAUGGAGGAUAAAUUAGACUGGGCGUUCCAACUAUAUGACAUCGAUGGCGAUGGCAAGAUCACGUACGAAGAGAUGUUGGCAAUUGUCGAGGCGAUCUACAAAAUGGUGGGCUCGAUGGUCAAGCUCCCCGAGGAUGAGGACACCCCGGAGAAGCGGGUUCGCAAGAUCUUCCGCAUGAUGGACAAGGACGAGAACGGGAGCCUGGACAUGGAGGAAUUUAAAGAAGGUAGUAAACGGGACGAAACCAUUUGCGACGGUAGGACUCCUUGCGCACGAUGCAGAGAUCUAAAUCUCGUCUGCUUCGGCCACUCGUAUUCUGGAAGACCCGGAGAACGUACCUCGGCCCUGGACAGACACCAGAUAAAUCCGCAGUCGUCUACACCAUCUCAUGCACCUCAACCCGGUGAGCUCGAGGCGCUGCCUUAUCGAACGGGGCGCAUUGUAGCCGAUUAUCGACCGAUCUCGGUGCCGAUAGACGGGACGUCGUCGCCGUCGUUAGCUGUGACAGCCAUCACAAGCCAGCAAACCGAAGUCUUCACUAACUAUGUCCUAGCGUGCUUCCCUUGUUACUUCAAGUGCACCGAGAAGCAAGUUCCCAUUAACUGGAUCGAAUUUGUGGAUAGUAGACGAGGCUCCAUGGCUUCACCAUUUGACUGGGCGAUCCGUGCCUGCAACGUAGCAUAUACAGGGGCGCUGCACAGCGAUCCACGAUUUGUCAAUGCAUCGCGAGCGUUGUACAUACGCUCUCUCCGAGGGCUCGCAGGCCUACUAUCUGACACUUCGACCGCUAAAUCAGAUGAAGCUCUCGCCACGGCCAUCUCACUCGCAAUAUACGAAAAGCACCACUGCAUCGAUGAUUCCUGGCUCCGCCAUGCGUCGGGAAUUCGGACGCUAUUCAAGCUCCGGGGCCCAGAAGCCCAUGCGCAUGGGUUCGGCCGCGCUUUAUAUCAAGCAUACCGACACUUUCUCGUCACCCACUCGCUAAUAUUAGGCGAAGAAUGUUUCCUCGAGAAACCCGAAUGGCAGGCUCUAAACGAAAAAAUCGUCUCUGACAAUGCCAAACUUCCAGAUUCAUCACUAUACACCGACGUGAUCGAACGUGCCAGUCUCCUUGUAAUUAAGAUCCCAGGUCACAUGAAGCAAGUGCGCGAGCUGCGGUACAAGUCGCCAAGAGAGCAGGCCAAGCUACGGCCCGCGCUCUUGCAGCGAGUGCGAGCCACGCGCGCCGCUCUCCGGGGUAUCUAUACCGAAUUCGGCGUCGCGGUGUCCAUGCUUCGUUCCGGACAUAGCGAUAAAAAGGAGUUCAUCGGUCCUCUUCCACACCUCUUUUUCGACGCCUACUCAACUCUUUUCACUAAGGGAGUUCGCUCCGGACUGCGCAUUCUCAAUUACCUCGUUAUAUUACUGGAUCCAGCCCAGCGAUCAUUAAUGGAAGAAGAAAUCCGUCAGCUGUCCGACGACACCCCCACCAGAUCUGAAUACGGGGGUAAAUCGCUCCCCACGCCUCCGGGGUCGCCGGAAGAGCCCAAACUCGAGGUCAAAUCGUUGAUUACGCCGGAAAACCGAAGACCUCCUAUUACUCCCUGGAUGGAUAGUCUUGUAACGACCAUGGGUCUGGAGGGAGUGGAAAUCCGUCUUAUGGAAUAG
Molecule: messenger RNA, 1935 nt
Organism: Aspergillus tanneri
Lineage: Eukaryota; Fungi; Ascomycota; Eurotiomycetes; Eurotiales; Aspergillaceae
Product: EF-hand domain-containing protein
Exons: 5
Coding region: 1-1935 (644 amino acids)
Molecular function (GO): calcium ion binding
Source: RefSeq, a predicted model, not a curated record